CGCCAGCAGCAGCACCCAACAGCCAUUCAAUACAAAACUCCAAAUGAAAACAUUACUGCUUAGCUCAGACGAUAUUCAAAACUUUCGGAAGCUAAUAUACGAUCCCAAAGUGGCGAAUCUGGGCAACUCCAAUACAGAGGACGCCAAUUUGAUGGCUUUACAAUAUUAUCUAAAACAUCCUGGUAAUUAUACAAGUGCAGCAGCGGCAGCAGCAGCAACCACGGCGGCGGCAGCAGCUGCAGCAGCAGCCACAAUAACAUCUCAGGUCCACAUACAGCAGCAUCAACAUCAGCGUACACAACAUCCACAGACUCAGUCAUUUCUGACAGCGGCAGCCACAACAACAACAGCGGCAAACAACAGUACGCAUAACAACAACCACACUACCAGCAGUAGCAACAACAACACACAGCCCAAUAAUGUUGUCAUUGUUAGCAACAGCAACAGUAAUGGCCUAACUGCUAACGCCACCACCACAUCCAGUCAUCAUGCCCAUCAUCACCUGUUAGCCCAAUCACAAACCCAACUCAAGCAACUGCAACUGAAACAGCCCACAAUACACCAUCACCAGCACACAGCCAGUUUCCAUCAUCCCUACUACCAGCAACACAGUACGCCUGCGCCACCUGCUCACACGUCACACGCCCACAGCACCACACACAGUUACACUACGCAUUCAUUGCCCGUGCAUGCUCUCAAUCAGAAUUCAAAUUUUUCGGCAGCCAGCAGCAGUACCGGUGGAGGCACGGCAUCUAGUCACGCUGCCACACAUACCACAGGCUCCAGCCUAUCGCCGCCCGGAACAAAUGCCAGCGCCCGCACAACACCCUCAAGCGGUGGCUCAAAUAGCAGCGGCUCGUCCACUUCCAGCGGCUCAAGUUCACGCGGUGGCUCCACCGUGAGCGGAGCAAAAAAACUAAAAGUUGAACCGGUACUCUCACAAUUCCAUCAAAACGAGCGGCUGAACUUUGCCAAUUCGCACAUCAACUGGACCGAGGAUCAUUGGCGGCGUGUUGUCUUUCAGGAUGAGCGCAAAUUUAAUUUGGACGGUCCCGAUGGUUUUUCCUACUACUUUCAUGAUUUGCGGAACUAUGAGAAAACCCUGUCGCAAAGACCCCGCGGUAAUUCGGUGUACAUUUAUUUGGUGUUGACAGCUGGGGGACCCAUUCACCUGGAAGUUUCAACGGCUAAAUUUAAAAUUGAAUCCUGCGUCGAAACCCUACUGAGAGAACGUGCCAAUAUUGUAGCCAAGCUGGGCGGCAAUUCCGAUUUCUAUUUACAGGAUCACAAUUGGACAACAAAUGCCCUGCCCUCGGUCCAAGAAUGGCUAAAUGCCGAGAGUAUAAAGACACAGAAAUGGCCAACGGUGGCCCACGAUUUGAAUAUUAUGGAGGGCAUUUGGGGUUGGCUGAUACGUGAGGUGUUCGAUGGUGGGCGUAAAUUUUCACGUAAAGACGAUUUGAUAUUUCGUAUACGUGAGGCGUGGUCCCGUGUGCCUAUGGAAUUAAUCAAUAAUUUGUAUACCACGCUAUCGGAACGUAUAACACAGCUUUACUAUACCCGUGGAGCCUAUACAAACUGUUGACA
Molecule: messenger RNA, 1587 nt
Organism: Musca vetustissima
Lineage: Eukaryota; Metazoa; Arthropoda; Insecta; Diptera; Muscidae
Product: homeobox protein 5
Exons: 1
Coding region: 44-1585 (513 amino acids)
Molecular function (GO): nucleic acid binding
Source: RefSeq, a predicted model, not a curated record